Messenger RNA from Cutaneotrichosporon oleaginosum, 1215 nucleotides. The record is from RefSeq and is a predicted model, not a curated record. NCBI's taxonomy places the organism in Eukaryota, Fungi, Basidiomycota, Tremellomycetes, Trichosporonales, Trichosporonaceae.
CACUCCUCUGCUGCUCGCGCUCAUCAUGAACACAAUCAAGGAGAUUCAAAGAAUCAAUGAGCAAGAGCUAGCCCUCGGCGUCAAAGGCUCAUGGCACGACGAGUUCAAGGACUCGGCCUACAUCUUUGUCGGCGGGCUGCAUCUGGACCUGACCGAGGGCGAUGUGAUCACGAUCUUCUCGCAAUGGGGCGAGAUCGCUGACAUCAACCUUCCUCGCGACAAGGAGAGCGGCAAGACCCGCGGCUUCGGAUUUGUCAUGUACGAGGACCAGCGGAGCACCGUGCUGGCAGUGGACAACAUGAACGGAGCAGAGAUACUUGGGCGAACGCUGCGCGUCGACCACGCGCGGUACAAGCAGCCGGGGAAGCGGAAUGAGGAGGGCGACUAUGAGCAGCCGGAGGAGGCGAGCUACAACGCGCGCCCCCCAGAGAUCGAAGAAUCAUCUAGUGAGGAGGAAGAAGAGAAGGAAGAAGACGACGGUCUCGACUCAGAUGAUCCCAUGACUGCACUUAUUCGUGCCGAGCGCGCCAAGAAGAGCAGCAAGGAAGAACGGAGGGCGGCUAAGCUUAAGCGCAAGGAGGAGCGCGCAAGGAAGCGUGCCGAGCGCGAAAAGCGGCGCGUGAAGGAUCAUCGCAGCGAGCGGCAUGAGAGCAAGGGCAGGGAGCGCGAGCGCUCGCCCCGCCGUAUUGAGGACCGCGAACGUCGUGACCGUGACCGCUCACCGCGACGUGAGAAUAAGACGGAGCGCAACGACAAGGAUGGGAAUCGCGACCGGCGCGUGAAGGAGGACGCGAGUGCGUCGCCUCGCAAGCCUCAGCGCGGUGAGCCCUCGCCUCGUGGUGACGAGCGUGAGGGUGAGCGUACGGUGCCGCGCCGCGAUGAGCGGGAGCGUGAGCGUUCAGCCCCUCGCCGUGAAGAGCGUGACCGCGACCGUGAGCGCUCGGCUCCUCGUCGUGAUGGCAAAGAUCGCGAACGCUCACCUCUCCGCCGUGAAACGCGAGAAGAUGAGCGCGAACGGCCACCACGUCGCCGCGGCGAUCCCCCGCCGUACAAGCGCGACGACCGCGAUCGUGAAGAGAGGCGGCGAGACCAUCGCGACCGCUACAGCGAGCGAGACGGUCGUCGCUACGACCGUGAGGACCGUCGGUAGCGGAUGGAUCUCCGGUAAUGUAGUCUUAUGCUGUCGUGGCUGGUGGAUGUAGUGCAUUUUGAGUG